Messenger RNA from Drosophila miranda, 1200 nucleotides. Its product is annotated as eukaryotic peptide chain release factor GTP-binding subunit ERF3A-like. The transcript has 6 exons. Bases 1 to 1200 code for a protein of 399 amino acids. Gene Ontology annotation, molecular function: GTPase activity; translation release factor activity; GTP binding. NCBI's taxonomy places the organism in Eukaryota, Metazoa, Arthropoda, Insecta, Diptera, Drosophilidae. Gene Ontology annotation, cellular component: translation release factor complex. Gene Ontology annotation, biological process: translation. The record is from RefSeq and is a predicted model, not a curated record.
AUGGCAGGCCGAGAACUAGUAGAGAAGUACGAGCGGGAAGCACGUGAAAAGUCGCGAGAGAGCUGGUACCUCUCCUGGGCGCUGGACACAAACCAAGAGGAGCGUGACAAGGGGAAGACCGUGGAGGUGGGACGAGCCUUCUUCGAGACGGACCGCAAGCAGUUCACCAUCCUCGAUGCCCCAGGCCACAAGAGCUUUGUGCCCAACAUGAUUGGCGGAGCGGCACAAGCAGAUCUGGCUGUUCUGGUCAUAUCGGCGAGAAAAGGUGAAUUCGAGACGGGAUUCGAUCGAGGCGGGCAGACCCGAGAGCACGCCAUGUUGGCCAAGACAGCGGGCGUUAAGCAUCUGGUCGUGCUGGUUAACAAAAUGGACGAUCCCACAGUCAGUUGGGAUCAGACGCGUUACAACGAAUGCAAAGACAAGAUACUACCAUACCUCAAGAAGCUGGGCUUCAAUACAGCCAAGGAUCUUACCUUUAUGCCUUGCUCCGGCCUUAGCGGCUACGGCCUAAAGGAUCAAAUUCCAGAGUCCAUCUGCCCAUGGUACAGAGGGCCCGCGUUCAUACCAUUCAUCGACGAACUGCCCUCACUCAAUCGCAAGUCUGACGGGCCCUUCAUCAUGCCCAUUGUCGAUAAAUACAAGGAUAUGGGAACAGUCGUGAUGGGCAAAGUGGAGUCCGGAAUGGCGCGAAAGGGUCAAAAUUUGCUGGUGAUGCCAAACAGGACACAAGUGGCCGUAGAUCAACUGUUCUCCGACGACUUUGAAGUCACAUCUGUUGGUCCCGGCGAGAAUGUCAAGAUCAAGCUGAAAGGCAUCGAGGAAGAGGAUGUCUCGCCUGGUUUUGUACUCUGCGAUGCCACUAAUCCCAUUAAGACGGGAAAAAUCUUUGAUGCUCAGGUCGUUAUAUUAGAACAUAAAUCAAUUAUCUGUGCGGGUUACUCGGCCGUCAUGCACAUACACUGCGCUGCCGAAGAGGUCACAGUAAAGGCCCUCAUCUGUUUGGUCGACAAAAAGUCUGGUGACAAAUCAAAAACACGUCCACGGUUCGUUAAGCAGGAUCAGGUUGCAAUUAUGCGAAUCGAAUGUUCCGGAAUGAUUUGCCUUGAACAGUUUAAGCUCUUCCCACAAAUGGGCCGCUUCACGCUAAGAGAUGAAAACAAAACCAUUGCCAUUGGUAAGGUACUGAAGGUGGUCGAAUAA